UGUCGUUCCGUUUGUGGCGUCAAUUCAGACGUGUCUUCCAUCGGUACCGCGAACCACUCUCUCUCUCUAUCGACUACACACUUCACUUUUACACCUAAUCGAACCGAUCCGAUCCGUUUCCAGAAUAUUCGGUUUUAGAUGAUCAAAAUCCAAACCAAAAUCAAAAUCAAAAUCAAAGUCGAAAUCAUUCUCCGGUAUGUUGGAGGAUCAAGUAGCGUAUCUGUUGCAGAGGUAUCUCGGCAACUAUGUUCGUGGACUCAGUAAAGAAGCUCUCAGUAUCAGCGUCUGGCAAGGUAAUGUAGAACUAACAAAUAUGCAGCUGAAGCCGGAGGCGCUCAAUGCGUUGAAGUUGCCUAUCAAGGUUAAGGCUGGGUUUCUUGGAUCAGUGAAGCUUAAGGUUCCUUGGAGCAGGAUUGGUCAAGAACCGGUUUUGGUAUACCUAGAUCGUAUCUAUUUAUUAGCUGAACCUGAGACACAAGUUGAAGGUUAUAGUGAGGACGUUGUUCAAAAAACUAAGAAGUCCCGAAUACAUGAGAUGGAAAUGAAGAUGUUGGAGAGUAGGCGGAUACUGACCACAGAAAUGAAUACAUCAUGGCUGGGGUCCUUUAUAAACACAAUAAUCGGAAACUUAAAGCUAUCAAUAUCAAGUAUUCAUAUCAGAUAUGAGGACCUUGAAAGCAAUCCCGGUCAUCCAUUUGCAGCUGGCGUUACCUUGGAGAAACUUUCAGCUUCGACAGUUGAUGAUAGUGGGAAGGAGGCUUUCGUCACUGGUGGUGCAUUAGAGCAACUCCAAAAGUCUGUAGAACUUGAGAGGCUUGCUGUUUAUUUGGACUCUGAUAUUACUCCAUGGCACAUCACAAAACGAUGGGAGGAUUUGCAACCUUCCGAAUGGGAUAAGGUCUUCAGUUUUGGCACGAAAGAUGGAAAGCCAGCCAGUGGUCUUGUUCAGAAGCACACAUACAUUCUGCAACCUGUAACUGGAAAUGCCACAUAUGUAAAGCAGCGCUCAAAUUCAUCUAAUCGAGAUCAACCUUUACAGAAAGCGGCAGUGAGCUUGGAUGAUGUGACAAUUUGUUUGUCAAAGAGUGGUUACAGGGAUUUGCUAAAGUUAGCUGACAACUUUUCUUCAUUUAAUCAACGAUUAAAAUAUGCUCAUUUUCGGCCCCUUGUCCCUGUGAGAUCUGAUCCAAGAUCAUGGUGGAAGUACGCCUACAGAGUUGUAUCAGACCAGAUGAAGAAGGCAAGUGGGAGAACGUCUUGGGAGCAGGUCCUGAAAUAUGCAACCAUGCGCAAAAAAUACAUAUCUCUAUAUGCUUCACUGCUAAAAUCCGACCCUGGUCGAGAAACCAUCGAUGGCGAUAAGGAUAUAGAGGAAUUAGACCGUGAACUUGAUAUUGAACUCAUUGUUCAAUGGAGGAUGCUGGCACACAAGUUCUUGGAGAAGUCCGCGCAGUCUGAUAUUUACUUGAAGAAACAGAAUACAAAGAAAUCAUGGUGGUCAUUUGGAUGGAGCGGUGAAUCUGCUGAAGAUGGAAAUCAACCUGGCCACUUCACUGAUGAAGAUUGGAAGCAAUUGAAUGAAAUAAUUGGAUACAAGGAAGGUGAUAACAAUGAACAGUUGCCGAAUAAAGAUGACCGGGGGGAUGUAGUUCAUACCUUAAUAGAGGUCCACAUGAAACAUAAUGCUUCAGGACUUGCUGAAGGACAUGAGCUUGUUGCUGAAUUAUCAUGUGAGAACCUUGAUUGUUUGAUGAAGUUUUACAAAGAUGCAAAAGUUUUUGACAUGAAAUUGGGAUCUUAUCGUUUGUCAUCACCCGAUGGUCUCCUUGCUGAGAGCGCUACAUCCUAUGAUUCGUUAGUUGGGGUCUUUCGCUAUAAACCCUUUGACGCUAAAGUGGACUGGAGUAUGGUUGCUAAGGCUUCUCCAUGUUAUGCGACAUAUCUGAAGAACUCCGUAGAUAAAAUUGUUAACUUUUUUGAAAGCAAUGCUGCCGUGAGUCAGAAGAUAGCCUUGGAAACAGCCGCUGCUGUGCAGAUGACGAUCGAUGAGGUUAAGCGCUCUGCACAACAGCAAGUAAACAAGGCCCUGAAGGAUCAUGCGAGGUUCUUCUUGGACUUGGAUAUAGCAGCUCCCAAGAUCACCAUUCCAACUGAAUUUUCACCGGACAGUUUUCAUUCGACGAAACUCUUGCUUGACCUCGGAAACUUGAUAAUUCGUACUCAGGAUGAUGAUGCGUCUAAAUAUGAUAAAGAUAUUUAUCUCCAAUUCGAUGUGGUUUUGAGUGAUGUAUCUGCUUUUUUUGUUGACGGUGACUAUCACUGGAGUCAACAUUCUCUGAAAGGGUCUGUCGGUUCUUCACAGUCUAGUAUUGUUAGUUAUUUGCCAGUUAUUGAUAGGUGUGGCGUGACUUUAAAGCUUCAACAGAUCCGAUCAGAGGACCCAUCUUUCCCAACAACAAGAUUGGCCGUGCGGCUUCCUUUUCUAGGAUUUCACUUUUCUCCAGCACGUUAUCAUCGAUUAAUGCAAAUUGCGAAGAUCUUUCAGGGAGAGGAUAAUGAUAUUGAAGAUCUUAUCCGCCCUUGGGAUCUAGCUGACUUUGAGGGGUGGUUAUCUGUUCUAAAUUGGAAGGGUGUGGGAAAUAGGGAAGCUGUUUGGCAGAGGAGAUAUUUUUGUUUGGUGGGACCCUUCCUCUAUACGCUUGAAGCACCUGGCUCUAGAUCAUACAAACAAUCUUUCAGCUUGCUUGGAAAACAAGUAUAUGCCAUCCCACCUGAUGUUAUUGGCGAUGUGGAAAAUGUGUUGGCUGUCUGUCGUACAGACCGAUCCACCAGCAAGAUUGUUGAAGAUGCAAAUGCCCUAAUCUUACGAUGUGAAUCAGACGAGUCAAGGAAAAACUGGAAAAGCUUGUUGCAGGGGGCUAUAUACCGCGCAUCGGGUUCCGCUCCUAUCACUGGUCUAUCGGAAACUUCAUCCGAGUCGGAAGAUUCAGAAGUAGAAGAGGUGAACAAACGUGACUUGAAGGAUAUUUCAAAGGCAGAGAAACUGUUCAUAACUGGUGUUUUAGAUGAGCUGAAACUGUGCUUUAAUUAUAGCACUCAGACUGAUAAGAAUUAUAUAAAAGUUCUUCUGGCCGAGGAAAUCCGUUUGUUUGAAUUGCGCGCAAUAGGUGGUCGGGUUGAGCUUUCAAUUAGAGCAAAUGACAUGUUCAUUGGAACGGUUCUGAAGGCUUUGGAGGUAGAAGAUUUAGUAUCAUGCAAGGGGGUGAAUCAACCUUGUUACUUAGCAAGAUCGUUUAUUCGUCACGCAGACGCUCCUCCUGUGUUCCGUACUAUCGAAAACCAAAGUGAAGCAGACGAUCAGUUUUACGAGGCAUCAGAUAGCCUAAACGAUCCUGGUGAUAGUCCAGGGCGAGAAUUUGAGUACUCACGUUCUGUACCAUCAGAAAGAGCAAUUUUGAAGACCCCAAGUUUUAGCAGGAUCGCUGGUUUGUUACCCGACGAUGCUAGACAUUCUGGGGAAAAUAACUUGGAAGUUACCGAUACGUUAGAUAGUUUUGUGAAAGCUCAAAUAGUUUUCAUCGAUUCAAAUUCUGUUUUCUAUGACAACGUUGAUAAACGCGUGACGGUUACUCUAGCAACCUUGUCGUUUUAUUGUAGAAGGCCUAUUAUCGUAGCAAUAAUGGAAUUUGUUGGGGCUAUAAGCGCUGAAGAUGACACUUGCGAAUCUUUUAGUGACCAUUCUCCAACAGCCAUUGUUAAUGACGGUUCUCGGGAGAUUGAAGUCGUUGAUCAGUCAUCUGUUGUUGAUGAACCCAAAGUCAGAGGUCUGUUGGGCAAAGGGAGGUCCAGAAUUGUGUUCUUUUUGACACUAAAUAUGGCUCGUGCUCAAAUCCUAUUGAUGAAAGAAGAUGGAACUAAGCUUGCGACAAUGUCUCAAGAUAAUUUCCUAACUGAUAUAAAGGUCUUCCCAUCUUCUUUUAGCAUAAAGGCAUCCCUCGGAAACCUGAAGAUGAGUGAUGAUAGCCUUCAUAGCAGCCAUAUGUAUUUCUGGGCAUGUGACAUGAGAAAUCCCGGUGGUAGCUCAUUUGUGGAGUUGGUUUUCAGUUCGUUCAGUGCCGACGAUGAGGACUACGCCGGGUUUGAUUAUAGCCUUAUUGGACAGCUUUCUGAAGUACGGUUGGUGUACUUGAAUCGAUUUAUUCAGGAGAUUAUAAGUUACUUCAUGGGCCUUGUUCCUACCAACUCAGUGGAUGUCGUAAAAGUGAAAGAUCACGUAACAGAUUCCGAGAAGUGGGUUAAGACCAGUGAAAUCGAAGGCUCGCCUGCAGUGAAGUUGGACCUUUCAUUGCGGAAGCCUAUAAUCUUAAUGCCUCGCAGAACCGACUCUCUGGAUUAUCUGAAGCUUGAUAUUGUUCAUAUAACUGUCCAGAACACGUUCCAAUGGUUUGGCGGCACUAAAAAGGACAUGAACGCUGUUCAUUUGGAUGUAAUGACGAUCAAGGUCGAGGACAUAAACUUAAACGUUGGCACAGGAACGGAAUUGGGUGAAAGCAUAAUUCAUGAUGUGAAGGGCGUUUCUAUUGUUAUUAGCAGGUCACUUCGUGAUUUGUUACAUCAAGUUCCAAGUACAGAAGUUUCAAUCAAGAUAGAUGUACUGAAAGCCGCUCUCUCAAAUAAAGAGUAUCAUAUCAUUUCAGAAUGUGCAUUGUCCAACUUCUCAGAGACCCCAAAUACCAUUCCCCCGUUAAACAACACUGUGUCGGAUUCUGCUGAUGUGGUGAAUUCUUUAGUUCAUCAAGGUUCAGAAGCGCAUGAAUACGAAGCUCAAAAUGAACAGGCUUGGAUUUCUAUGAAGGUGUGUGUUAUUGUUGGUCUAGUUGAAAUGUCACUCCAUUAUGGCAUGGCGAGGGACGCAUCUCUUGCCACACUGCAGGUCGGUGGCUUAUGGAUACUUUACAAAGCUAAUACGUUGGGAGAAGGUCUUCUCUCAGCUACUUUAAAGGGUUUUACUGUGAAUGAUGAUCGUGAGGGGACAGAAGAAGAGCUCCGGCUUGCUGUUAGACAACCGAAGAAUGUCCGUUACAGACCAGAUUACGAGGUUGUCAACGAUGAGAACGGAAACAUCAAGGCAGAUGUAAAAUACGAUGAGACAUCCGGAAUUCCAACAAUGUUAAUACUUGAUGCUAAAUUUAGUCAGUAUACAACAUCCAUAUGCUUAUGCAUCCAGAGGCCACAAUUGCUUGUUGCACUUGACUUCCUAAUGGCGGUUGCUGAGUUCUUCGUACCUACUGUACGUGACAUGCUGUCAAACGAAGAGGAUGAUAAAACGUCAUAUCUUGUUGAUGCUCUUGAUCUAGACAACUCAACUUUUAGUCAAAGCGAUGAGAUUUUCACUCUCUCUCCUCAAAAGCCUUUGGUGGUUGAAUGCGAAAAUUUUGAUCAUUAUACUUAUGAUGGCAGAGGUGGAACUUUGUUAUUACAAGAUAGAGAGGGGAAGAUGAUCUGUUCAACAAGCGUAGAAACUAUAAUUUAUAUUGGCUGUGGAAAAUAUUUGCAAUUCAAAAAUGUCACUAUAAAGAAUGGACAAUAUUUGGAUUUAUGUGUUUCACUAGGGUCUAGCAGUAGUUACUCUGUUUCAGAAAACGAUAACGUGUAUUUGGAAGAGAUGGAUGAAAGUCCAUCUUCAAACGCUCAAGAAAAAACGAGUAAGAAUUUGCCUUCUACAGGCAAUACAGCGACCCGACCCACAGAAACAUCCGUUGAGUUGCAGGUUAUAAGUCCUGAGUUGACUUUCUAUAAUUCAUCAAAAUACAUAGGAGAGUCUCCGAUCUUUUCCAACAAGUUUUUGCAUGCAAGAUUGGAUGCCUUUUGUAGGCUUGUACUAAAGGGUGAUACUGUAGAAAUGAGUGCGAAUGCUCUCGGUUUAACUAUGGAGAGCAACGGGAUCCGAAUUCUAGAGCCUUUCGAUACUUCCGUCAAGUUCUCAAAUGCUUCUGGAAAGACAAAUAUUCACGUUGCAGUUUCAGAUAUAUUCAUGAAUUUUUCCUUCAGCGCAUUACGACUGUUCCUAGCAGUCGAGGAGGAUGUUUUGAAGUUUCUAAGAAUGACUUCUAGAAAAAUGACGGUUUCCUGCUCUGAGUUUGACAAGCUUGGCACAUUUCAAAAUGCCCACAACAACCAAACAUACGCAUUCUGGAGACCUCAUGCGCCACCUGGCUUUGCCGUUCUGGGUGACUACCUGACAGCAAUUGACAAGCCACCAACAAAGGGAGUCCUUGCUGUGAAUACUCGCUACGUAAGAAUCAAGAAACCCGAGGCCUUCAAGCUAGUUUGGCCUCCAUCUGAUCUUCAAGACGUCAGUCUCCUUGAGUUUGUACCGAGCGUUGACGGGGAAGAAAGCUGUUCCAUUUGGUUUCCCGUGGCACCAAAAGGAUACGUUGCGUUGGGUUGCGUGGUUUCUCCUGGAAAGACGCAGCCUUCACUCUCUUCCGCUUUCUGUUUACAUGCUUCUUUGCUAGCUCCAUGUGCACUAAGGGACUGUAUCACAAUCAGCUCUGGCGAUACUAAAUCACCCAACCUGGCGUUUUGGCGUGUGGAUAAUUCGCUCGGUACUUUUCUUCCAGCAGAUCCCGGGACUUUGAAUGUGAUCGGUAGAGCCUAUGAAUUGCGUCAUAUACUUUUUGGAUUCCGUGGAGCAUCUUCAAGAUCACUUAAGGGUUCAGACGUUCAAGCACCUCCUUCUGAUAGUGAUAAUAUUCAACCGGAGCGUUCAUCAGCUGCAAAUUCCGGUAGGCGUUUUCAGGCUGUUGCUAGUUUCCGUUUAAUAUGGUGGAAUCAAGGUUCGAAAUCAAGAAAGAAACUAUCCAUAUGGCGUCCUAUUAUUCCUCCGGGAAUGGUAUAUUUUGGUGAUAUUGCUGUUAGCGGCUAUGAGCCUCCAAACACAUGCAUUGUUCUACCCGAUGACGAUGAGCCGUUCAAAGCUCCCAUCGGUUUUCAAGUGGUGGGGCAAAUAAAGAAACAUAGAGGAGCCGAAAGUAUAGCGUUUUGGUUGCCGCAGGCUCCACCUGGCUACGUAUGUUUGGGCUGUGUAGCGUUUAAGGGAACACCAAAGCAAUCUGAUUUUGACUCUUUAAGAUGCAUGCGCAGUGAUAUGGUCACUGGGGACGAUUUUUUAGAUGAGAGUAUAUGGGAUACUUCUGAUAUACGGUUCGCCAGAGAUUCAUUUAGCAUAUGGGGGGUCGGUAAUGAGCUUGGAACCUUCAUGGUGAGAAGCGGGUUCAAGAAACCUCCUAGAAGGUUUGCUGCAAAGCUUGUGGAUUUCGACACACCAACUAGUUCGGAUGACACGGUUGUCGAUGCAGAAAUUAGAACAUUCUCUGCCGCACUUUUUGAUGACUAUGGUGGCAUGAUGACACCAUUGUUCAAUGUAUCUUUGAGCAGUGUAGGAUUUAGUCUCCAUAGAAGGCCUGACUACUUGAACUCCACUGUCAACUUUUCAUUGGCUGCCAGAUCAUAUAACGAUAAACUUGAAGCUUGGGAGCCUCUUGUUGAACCAGUUGACGCUGUCGUAAGGUACCAGAAUGAUGCCAAUGCCCCAAGCGCUGCAUCUCAGUUAAGACUGACAUCUACGAGGGAUCUUAACCUUAAUAUAACAGUAUCUAAUGCUAAUAUGCUUAUUCAAGCUUAUGCCAGCUGGAAUAAUCUUAGCCAAGUUCAUGAACCCUCUACUGUCAGGGAUGCAACAUCUCCAUCUGGUGGAACACCGAUCAUUGACGUUCAUCACAGCAAAAAUUAUUUUGUUAUCCCUCAAAAUAAACUCGGGCAGGAUAUCUACGUUAGAGCUACUGAAGUCAGGGGACUUCCGCAUGUAAUCAAGAUGCCAUCCGGCGAAAAGAAGCCUUUAAAAGUACCAGUUUCUAAGAACAUGUUGGAUUCCCACUUGAAAGGAAAUCUGUUCAAGAAAGUCCGAUCAAUGGUCACAAUAAUCAUUUCACAGGCACAGUUCUCUAGGGUAGAAGGGCUCGGUUCUCAUCAAUAUGGGAUUGCUGUCUGUUUAACUCCUGUACAAAAUUUGGGGAAUGGCCUGCUUCUUGGCCGACAAAGUGCACGCACAUGUGGUGCCAGCUCAGAAAGUGAAGAAUCCUCUACUCUUGAACUGGUUACGUGGAAUGAAAUUUUCUUUUUCAAAGCUGAUCCACAGGAUGACUAUAUGCUAGAGCUUGUAGCAACUGACAUGGGGAAAGGUGUUCCUGUUGGAUACUUCUCUUCUUCUUUGAAGGAGCUACGUGGAACCCUAGACGAGUCUGCAGAGAACGGUUUUAAGUGGCUUGAGUUGUCACCAGCUGACUCCACUAAAACAAGUAAUGUAAACAUAUCCAAAACGACACGUGGAAGAAUAAAGUGUACGGUGUUUCUUUCACCACGAUCAAGAGCGUUAAACACCGGGAAAGGCUUGAUUGGGGAAAGAAAUUCUGGUUAUAUACAAAUUAGCCCGUCAAGAGAAGGCCCGUGGACCACAGUGAGGCUAAAUUACGUUGCACAUGCUGCUUGCUGGCCUUUAGGCAAUGCUGUUGUUGCAAGUGAAGUCAUUGUCGAGGAUGGCAAUCGAUACGUGAAUAUCAGAUCUUUGGUUUCCGUUUCUAACAACACAGAGUUAGUACUUGAACUGUGCCUCCGUCUCAAUGCUAGUUCUAACGAGAAUUCGGAUACGAUAGAUGAUGCUAAAAAAGAUUCUCCGACUGAUGAUAGAAAGACGAAUGACGUACAGGAACAGAUCUUCAUCGGAGAACUGAAACCUGGUGAAAGUCUUCCACUUCCGCUAUUUGGACUUGUGCAUUCCGGAUUGUACGUUCUUCAGUUUAGGCCUUCUUUUCUGAACGAUCAGAAAGACUAUUCAUGGAGCUCUGUUGUGGAUCGGCAUGUGUUGUCUGAAGACGUUGAUAUCCCGAAAGAAACUUCCGGCAUAAACGUCUCAAGUCUGUACGAGUCUGAAGAACUUUUAUACUGCUCAGAGACAAGUGGCACAUCCACAUCAUCAAAUCGGUUGCAUGGAAUGUGGUUUUCUUUGGCGAUUCAAGCAUCUGAGAUCUCGAAGGACAUUUCUUCUGACCCGAUUCAGGAUUGGAAUAUUGUGGUGAAAUCGCCUCUAUCUAUUACCAAUUAUCUUCCUCUGACAUCGGAAUUUUCAGUUCUUGAGAUGCAAACAAAUGGUCAUUUUCGUGCAUGCGCUAGAGGUAUAUUUACUCCAGGAGAAACCGUGAACAUCCUGAAUGCCGACAUUAGGAACCCUUUGUACUUUUCACUGCUACCGCAACAUGGGUGGCUGCCAAUACAUGAGGCUGUGCUUAUAUCUCAUUCUUCCAUUGAUCCUGCAAAAACAUUAGGUUUAAGAAGUUCAGUUUCUGGGAGGGUUGUUCAUGUAGUUCUUGAGCAGAACUUUGAAAUCGAAAGGCCUUUGGCACCCAAGAUUCUAAGAAUCUAUACUCCAUAUUGGUUGACAGUUGCGAGAUGUCCGCCACUCGCAUUUAGGCUCGUAGAUAUUUCCUCGAAAAAAACAAAAUCAAAAGUGUCACUCCCUUUUAAGUCUAAAAAGACUAAUGAGGCGAUUUUAGAGGAGAUUACCGAAGAGGAAUUUCAUGAUGGCUAUACUAUUGCUUCCGCUUUGAAUUUCAAACUGUUGGGCAUGUCGGCUUCUAUUAGUGACAAUGGAAACGAUCAUUUUGGCGAUGUUAAAGAUCUUUCUGCACUUGGUGACAUGGACGGAUCACUCGGUGUAUCUGCUUAUGAUGCUUCCAAGAAUUGCAUGCUUCUCUUUGUAUCAUCUAAACCAACUUCUUAUCAAUCUGUUCCAACAAAGGUAAUCACUGUGCGUCCAUAUAUGACGUUUACCAAUAGGCUUGGUCAAGAUAUAUACAUGAAGCUUAGCAGUGAAGAUCCGCCAAAGUUAUUGAAAACAUCUGAUGUACGAGUCUCCUUUGUUUUUCGUCAGACCGAAGAACCUAGUAAACUGCAGAUCCGUGUUGAAGGGACAGAAUGGUCAUUUCCUGUUCAUAUAGAGAGAGAGGACACCUUUUUUGUUGUUUUGAAUAAAGAAGAUGGCACUCAAAGUAUUAUACGGACCGAAAUUCGAGGCUACGAGGAGGGAUCACGUUUCAUUGUUGUGUUUCGCCGUGGGCCAAAAGAUGGCCCAAUUAGGAUUGAAAACCGGACAACGAACAAAGUAGUAAGAAUCCGCCAGUCUGGUUUCAGUGACGAUGCGUGGGUCCCAUUACAGCCCCGUUCGAGUACCAAAUUUUCGUGGGUCGACCCGUAUGGUGAGAAGUUUAUAGACACCGAGGUGCACAGUGAUAAUCAGGUUUCAGUAUGUAAACUGAACAUGGAAAAGUCAGGAGUUUGUUUAGAAUGUGGUGAAGGAACACGGUUACUCUUUCAUGUUGUAGAAAUGGGUAAUAUCAAGGUUGGGAGGUUUGUGGAUGACACGUCAGCAGGAUCGCGUUCAGAUGGACUUAGUAGAUCGUUGGCAUCGUUUGAAAAUUGGAGGAGUGCCAACAUGGCACCCGCCGAACAGGAAAACGCAGCUCCGUUGGAGCUCAUAGUCGAAUUGGGAGUCGUCGGGGUUUCUCUUGUGGACCAUAGACCGAAAGAGCUCUCUUACCUUUACCUCGAAAGGGUUUUUGUAUCCUAUUCAACUGGCUAUGAUAGUGGGACCACAAGCAGGUUCAAGCUUAUAGUAGGUCAUUUGCAGCUUGACAACCAACUACCUUUGACGUUAAUGCCUGUACUUUUGGCACCUGAAGAAGUUUCCGAUAUGAAUCACCCCGUUUUCAAAAUGACUAUCACAAUAAGCAACGAGAAUGCUGAUGGUAUCCAGGUUUAUCCAUAUGUCUACAUACGGGUAACUGACAAAAUAUGGAGAUUGAACAUUCACGAACCAAUAAUCUGGGCAUCGGUGGAGUUCUUCAGUAAUCUCCGACUUGAUCGCAUCCCCCAAAGUUCAAGUGUGGCGCAAGUUGAUCCGGAGAUACGUGUCAAUCUGAUAGAUGUUUCAGAAGUUCGACUAAAGCUGUCGUUAGAGACCGCACCAGCUCAACGACCCCAUGGAGUUCUCGGCGUAUGGAGUCCCAUACUAUCAGCAGUCGGGAAUGCAUUUAAACUUAAUAUCCACCUGAGAAAAGUAAUUCACAAAGACAGAUAUAUGAGAAAAAGCUCAGUUGUUCCCGCCAUCAGUAACCGCAUCUGGAGAGAUCUUAUCCAUAAUCCUUUGCAUUUAAUUUUUUCUGUGGAUGUGUUGGGUAUGACGAGCUCCACGCUGGCUUCUUUAAGUAAAGGAUUCGCUGAACUGUCGACAGAUGGACAGUUUAUGCAACUACGCUCAAAACAGGUAUGGUCAAGAAGGAUAACGGGGGUAGGCGAUGGAUUUUUACAAGGGACAGAAGCUCUUGCACAAGGUGUUGCUUUUGGGGUGUCGGGUGUAGUGAGGAAACCUGUUGAAAGUGCCAGACAGAAUGGGCUUCUUGGGCUUGCUCAUGGGCUUGGGCGGGCCUGUCUGGGCUUUGUGGUACAACCAGUUAGCGGUGCACUGGAUUUCUUCUCGUUGACCGUUGAUGGAAUCGGUGCAAGUUUUUCCAGAUGCUUAGAGGUCAUAAACAACAAGACUAUCAUACAAAGGAUUAGAAAUCCACGCGCCAUUCGUGCAGAUAAUGUUCUUAGAGAGUAUUCCGAAACAGAGGCUGUUGGCCAGAUGAUAUUGUACCUUGCGGAAGCUAGUCGUCGGUUUGGAUGCACCGAUAUAUUCAAGGAGCCAUCAAAGUUUGCAUGGUCUGAUCUUUAUGAAGACCAUUUCAUCGUCCCGUAUCACAGGAUUGUAUUGGUAACUAGCAAACGCGUCAUGCUGCUUCAGUGUCUGGCUCCUGAAAAGAUGGAUAAAAAACCAUGUAAAAUCAUGUGGGACGUACCUUGGGAAGAUCUGAUGGCACUUGAGUUAGCAAAAGCCGGUAAUCCAAAACCGUCUCAUCUGAUCCUCCAUCUCAUAAAGUUCAAAAAAGCCGAUAGCUUUGUUAGAGUCAUCAAAUGUAGCACCGAAGAAGAAUCCGAGGGAAGCGAGCCACAAGCUGUUAGGAUAUGUGCGGCAGUGCGUAAAAUGUGGAGAGCCUAUCAGUCUAGCUUGAAAAGCCUAAUACUCAAGGUCCCUUCUAGUCAGAAGCAAGUGUCUUUUGCUUGGAACGAGGCUGAUUGGAGAAGCUCACGUAGCCAAAACAAAUCCAUCAUAAAGUCGAGAGAUUUCUUGUCCCCUAAGUUUACUUCCGAUAAGGGAAGUUUCGUUAAACAUGCUAUCAACUUUACAAAUGUGUGGACCAGUGAACAAGAAUCGAAAGGGCGUCACACGUUAUCCAAGAAAAACGUUGUUGAAGACGGCAUGAUCUGCAGUAUCUGGCGCCCAAUCUGCCCAGACGGUUAUAUAUCAGUUGGUGAUAUAGCUCGUAUCGGAACCCACCCUCCAAAUGUUGCCGCAGUGUAUCAGAACACAGAUAGACUCUUCGCACUUCCAGUCGGCUAUGAUUUGGUUUGGAGAAACUGUGCUGAGGAUUACGCAAGUCCGGUAUCAAUUUGGAGACCACGCGCUCCCGAGGGUUAUGUUUCUGGCGGUUGUGUGGCUAUGGCCGGUUUUAACGAGCCAGAACCAGAUGUGGUAUACUGCAUGGCUGAAUCAAUUGCUGAAGAGACCACAUUUGAAGAACAACAGAUUUGGUUUGCACCGGAUUCCUACCCGUGGACGUGUUGUAUUUAUCAAGUACGUAGCCCGGCUCUUCAUUUUGUAGCCUUACGCCAGCCCAAAGAAGAAGCGGCAUGGAAACCUAUGAGAGUUGUUGAUCGAUCAUCAGAAGCUUCAACAUCGUCAUCAUCAGUAGCCCAUUGAUGUCAAUUUUACUGCUGUUGUUGAAAAGGAAACCGUUAUAUGUUCUGAAGUGUGUAUAGAAACUUUCGGCCCUGUUUUUGCAUUUUCGGAUUUUUGGUUUUGGUUAUGGUUUUGGUUUUGGUUAUGGUACAGGAGCUAGGCGAGUUUUCUCCAACAAAGGCAAUAAGAUUUAGAACAAAAGGGUAAUAUAGGACACAAGGCUGCAAAUGAUGUGUAGAUGUUUGUUUUAACAUGCAAUCUGCAACAAAAUAUUUUUUCAUUUAAAUGGUCAGAAUUUAUGGAUUAAAAGCUCAA
Molecule: messenger RNA, 13210 nt
Organism: Helianthus annuus (common sunflower)
Lineage: Eukaryota; Viridiplantae; Streptophyta; Magnoliopsida; Asterales; Asteraceae
Exons: 57
Coding region: 197-12916 (4239 amino acids)
Biological process (GO): protein targeting to vacuole; protein retention in Golgi apparatus
Cellular component (GO): extrinsic component of membrane
Source: RefSeq, a predicted model, not a curated record